UCUGUGGUUCCGUGCUGUAGGACGCGGAGGCACCCGGGCCCAUUCAAAGAGGUUCCGAGUGGGCGUGCUGCUGCUUGAGCGAGCAGGUUUCAUGAGUCAGUGUGGGCUGCUGGGUGUUUCUUCUGAAGAUGUACAUGUUGGUUGAAAACCGUACAAGUUCCCAUCUCCAUCUGAAGAGGUCACCUGGUGUUCGAUCUUGGUCUCUCUUUGUUGGAAUAGCCUCUGUAGGUUUGGCUGCUGCUUACUAUAGUGCAGAUAGCUUGGCAUGGAAACUCUUCUAUAUGGCUGGGUGUUUCUUUGUGGCAGCACAGAAUCUGGAGCAAUGGGAGGAAGCUGUAUUUGAUAAGAACAAGGGAACAAUUUGCCUGAAAACAUUCAAUCUUUACAAAAAGUUACUGACUUUCUCAAAAGGAGGCAAUGAGCAAGUGGUGGCUCUGCUGACUGAGAUCCAAGAUGUGAAGGUGGAGGAAGAGACCGUGCGGUACUUUGGGAAGGGUUUCCUGGUUGUGCUGCUGUUUGUCACUGGCUUUUCACACCCACUGACUCAGAGUGCAGUGCUGGGCUGUAGAAGUGAUGUAGAAGCAAUUGCCAAACUUAUUACUAGCUUUCUGGGACUGAACAGAAUAGAGAACCAACAAGACUUCUCUCAGAGCAGUGAUACAGAGGCUAGUGAUGUGGAUGAUCCACAGGAGUAAUGUUGAGACAUCAUGAACUGAAGAAAGCUGAAGCUUUCACACAUCUGGAAGAUGCACUGAAUUCUUCUGGAAAAGAAACCCUUCACAAUCCUCACCUGGGCAUUUCUUCACAUGUGCAUUUACAACAAGGGGAAUCUGUCUUGGGGCACCUGUUUUUUUGUGCUGAACUGCUUUGGAAUCCAUGUAGAGUCCAAAGCAAAUCCUAUUUUAUUUGCUCUUUUGAUCUAGCUCCUGCAUAUGGAUGUUGCUGUCUUUCUAACAUUGUCAGCUCAUCAGGCUUGUCUAGGAAAAGUUACAUAUUAAUGAAUUGGCUUGAAAUGAUUUACAUGCUUUCCCAUUAAUGAAGCGGAGAUAUACAUCUAAACUUUCACUUAUUGCAAACACCUGCUGCAGGUACAGUAUAUGAAAUGUGGAAGAGAUGAUUUUUUUCUCAACACAGUGCUUUGAGAUGUUCCUUAUAAUGUUAUAAGAGACUGAAUAUAUUGCUAAAUUGGUUCUAAGCAGUUUAAUAUAUGCAACUAGGUGAUGUAGGGUAGUGGCACUUUUAUAUUCUCUAAUGCUGAUUUGCCAGCAGGAAAUGUCAGGCUGAUAGACCUUUGUUACAUUGUCUUACUUCCGUGGGGUUUGCCAGGAGCCAUAUUAGUGAACAAAAAAAGAACAUGUUGAUGUUCCAACAUCUUUGGGAAGCUGUAGCUUAAUCUGGUUCUGAGUAUAGAAUAUCCCCAAACAGAAUAGCCUUUUACUAGACCUAAAUAUUUAUUAUUUAACUGUGUUUUUCUAAGAGAAAAACACGUUUGUUACUGUAGGUAGGGAAAAGACUGUCAAACAAUGUGGCAGCCUGGAUUUGCUUUUCUCAAAAUGAUGCUGAAGUGCAGAAUAAUUACUUUUUUAAAGAUAGUUGGAAUAGAUCCAGUGUUUGACUUGCAUCCAUGUUUUACUCCAGGUGUGAGUAGAACCCCUGUUCCAACCAAUGGUUUUGCAAAUGGUUAAAAUUUGAAAUUUGCAAAAUGUUUUUUGAAGUAAAAGCUACCUCUGAUACUAAACAUGUUCUGCUUAAAACUAAAACUUUAUCAGGUCUAUAGUAACUUUUCAGUUGACAUUAAAGUUACAUAGAGCUGUAAGUUCCUUCAACAUGCUAACACUCAUAUUGAAGUUCACUAGGUUUUACUUGGGAAUUAGAUGGUGUUAAGGCCUGAAUUGACAUUUGGCAGGCAGUAAAUGUCUUCAGGACUGAAAAGAACCUGCAUUCUUGUUUCAAAGCACUCUACCUCUACAGAAGAGAAAUCUCUGAAAAGUUUUCAGCCUAAGCUGUGCCUGGUUGUGUUUCACCUAUAUGUGAAACUAAGCACAUACUUAUCUGACCAAAGAACAGAUUGCACCAAGAUUACACUUGCAGCUAUUUAGACCUAGUGUGAGCUGUGAGAAAAAUGCACUCUUACUGUCAGUUUGAAAGGGAAAGUGAACUAACAGGGAGAUAGAUACAUGGUGGUGCAGCUUGACUGCAGCAUUUAAGUGGGUUUAUUUCUAUUAAAUAGGAAAAACUUCUAAUCAGAUCAGGUACCAAAGAUGACCUCUGUAAGCAGGCAUUCUUGUCAAGUUGGUGGUUAAUCAUGUGGCUUUCACAUUCCACUCCACAUCACAGCAAUUGGGAAACUGCAAUGUAGGAAACACUGGGUUGUACCAAACUGUUUGAAAAUUAGGUUGCAGGCAUUUUGCUAAACUUGGCCUUUAUUCUAAAUACAGCUGUUAGCCAAGAAAAAUUAUAAACCCUGUAUAAAAAAAUAUUGCAGGACAUAACACUUUGAAGAGGUCUUCAUUUAAAUCCACUCUAGUAUAUACCCUAGGUAACACAUCUUGGAGAUAAGAGAAUGAAAUUGCGGAUUUGUAGUAUUCUUUUUUCCCCACCAUGUAAAAUGGGAAUUUCUAAGGACUUCCAGGAGGAAAUACUGAGAAAAAAGAGUAUUUAAUGUUAUAAUGUAAACAAAGAGGCUUACUCUGCAGGUAACUGCUGCUUUGUAGCAAGGAUACAUGGAGGGAUACACAUUAUGGACAUGAAUUGCACUUAAUAUUCUGAGCCCACAGAUUUGACCAUGGAUGUAACGGACAAAACUGCCUGCAUUCCAUCUUGGCUCCACUGUGUUUCUUUUGUAUUGCCAUGAGACCUCACAUUCCAUGGAAGGUACAAACCAUGCUGUGGGUUUCCAGUUCAAAAUCAGCUUUAGAAAUGUAUGCCUGUGGAUCUAACCCCACCCUGCAUCCUGUGCCCUGCUUCUGCUGAGCUCUUUUCUGCAUCUAGCUUGCUGCAUGUUGUUCAUGUUAGUUAUAUGUACUUAUGGACUAUGCAAUAUCAUUGUACAAAGACUAAAACAAUGUCAGGAAGAUUUAUAAUUCCUAGAAAGGGGAGUGACCUCUAGGAAGUUAUAACAUAGCUUGAAAUACAUUCUGUGGAGAAAGUUGCUUUCUGAGUUGAUAUCCAAUGAUCCUCAUGCCUUGCUAUCCUACUGCUGAUGGGCUGGAGAGGAAUGGCUGCAGGUAGGCACUGUGUGUAUAGGAGGAAUUAUUUUGACUCCUCAGCCUUCCCCAGCGGAUGGGAACCAAGUAAAUUUUUCAGAUACUGUGGGUUCUGCCUGUGGGCCAUGUCAGGCACUGCUGAUAUGUGGUGUAUAAAAACUUACUUUCAUACUUGGAAGUCAUAGCCAGAUUUUCAUAUUUUGCAGGAAAUGCAUGGAAAAUAAAUUUGCCAAUUGCUGUUAACAUGGAUUUGGUUAUGGCAGUGGCUGUGGCCUCCUCAACAAUGGGAUGGAGCUUGAAGGAACUGUUUAGAACAGCAGAUGCUAACUUGGGACAGGUUCUGGUCUUCCCUCUUUGCACCAGUCCUCUCUCUGAUCACCUUUUCUUGCCACUUUUCACCAUUUUGAAGGCUUUUUGGGAUAAUUUUCUUCACUUUUCUUGGGUCGAGCACAGCAGAAGGGCUAGUAAAUGGAGCCUUACCUGUGUCUCAUGUAAAGUGUCUUGUGCUAAAAGGAAUGAUGUGAAAGACUAGUUUUGUUUAGGAAAUUAGAUACUGCUAGAAGAGUACUACAGGACUGUCAAUGUUUCUGCAUCUUGGACUGUCUGGUAACUUGAGACUAGACAGCUGUGGUUUGACUUACAAAUUACUUGAAAACGUACAGCCCUUAGGUUAGAUCUAACCCCCUGUCCCAUAAGGCUUACACUUUCUAUUGUGUCCUUUAAUAUAACUGCAUCUAAAGUGCCAUUUGGCAGAAGUUUCAGCUUAAACUUGAGCAGCACAUUUGUGUUAUUUGCAUGUAUGUGGUUGGAUGGGAUCACAGCCUUGUUACUGAACAAAACACUGAGGCUGCAUGUUGUACAAAGGGAGAAAGUUGCAUAAUCUAAGCUGUAAUGUAAUAUUCUGGUAUUUCACAGAAUGGGAUAUUUCAGUAAGGGGGGUGAGUUGUGCAAGUCUCAAAGAAAAUCCAAAUAUUUAUCCCAUGUAUUUGAGAUCUGACCCUUGUGCUAUAUUUGAAUUUACACAGAUACCAAGAACUAAGCUGGCUUACAUAGUAUAGAGUGCUAGUUCUGACACUGUAGUAGAUAGCUGAGAGGCAAAAAUACUUCUGGAAGAUGUUUAGAAAUUGCUUUUCUACUUUAAAAUGCCAGUGGCAUUUCAGUGAGGCCUUGUAUAUUGUCUUUUCUAUAGAAAUGUCCAUGGAUAGAAUCAACUUUGAUAACUUGUUUUGUUUC
This is a messenger RNA of Calypte anna (Anna's hummingbird), 4439 nucleotides long. Its product is annotated as cytochrome b-245 chaperone 1. Bases 129 to 695 code for a protein of 188 amino acids. The record is from RefSeq and is a predicted model, not a curated record. The transcript is spliced from 7 exons. Lineage: Eukaryota; Metazoa; Chordata; Aves; Apodiformes; Trochilidae.